UACUGAAAACUGAAAAAGCGAAAACCAACGGCCACUUUAAUUUUACACCACGCACGCACCCCCGGUGCAUUUUAGCUCCCGCCGAUAUUUUCCCCAAAAACCCACCCGAUUCAAUCAGCCUCUCUCUCUCUCCCCUACCCGAAACUCCCAACUCUUUGUUCAAAAAUUUUCGCCAGAAAAAUAGAACAAUUUAGGGUUUGCCAAGCCCCAACAAAAACGACACCGUCCUCAAUUCCAAACCAAAACAAAAACCCUAACAUUUCUCGAAAUCAAAAUUAGGGCUUGUUUGGUUCUAAAUCAAUUUUAUUGCAGAAAAAAAAAAAAUGGAUGACAUUGAAGACGACGCGAGGUACCCUUCAAAGCCCUAUUCUUUAAACCCAUACAACCCACCUCGUCGCCCUAGAAAUCCAAUUCGCAAUGCCCCUUUCUCUCACCCAAUCUCCAAUCGCUACGAAAUCGAAGAAGACGACGACGACGACGAAAACGACGUCGUGUUGGAAGAAGCUUUGGACGACGAAGAUGACGAAAACCCAGGUGGGUAUUAUCGGAAUUUGGAAGGAGAUGGUGAAUUUGUCGACAGGCACUCAAAGAAGAGGAAGCUAAGGAAUUCGAUUCCCGAGUUCGAGUUCGACUUCGCUUCGGUUCCGAGGGGUAGUAGGAGCUCGAAGCCUCUGUAUUCGGGUGCUCACUGGAAUGAGCACGCGGUGUUUGUGUUGUUGGAGGUGUGGGGGGACAGGUUUCUCCAGUUGGGGAGGAAGAGCUUGAGGUCUGAGGACUGGAACGAUGUUGCGGAGAAGGUAUCGGAGGCGUCGAAGAUGGAGAAGGAUGAGUUGCAGUGUAGAACUAUGUUGGAUAAGCUGAAGAGGAAGUACAAGAAAGAGAAGGUUAAAGUUGAGGACUUUGGAUUGAAUUCUAGCAAAUGGGUCUACUUUAAGAAGAUGGAUAUGUUAAUGGCUUCGUCGCCGAGGCAAGAGUGCGGGUUGGCGUGUGGGAUUGAUUCCGGGGAGUAUGUGUUUAUGAAUACCCGGGUUUAUUUGGAGAGGUCUAAUGGGUUUGAUGAGAUGAGGGAUAGUCCCGGGGAGUCGGAGAAUGAGGAGGAGGAAGAGGAAGGGAAUGGGUUGGAUGAGAGGGGGGGAGUGAGAGGCUGCGGUGGAGAUGGAUUGUCGUAUAAGGUGUUGGCGGAUUCGAUACAGAGGUUUGGGGAGAUAUAUGAGAAGAUUGAGAGUAGUAAGAGGCAGCAGAUGAUGGAGUUGGAGAAGAUGAGGUUGGAGUUCCAGAGGGAGUUGGAGUUGCAGAAGAAGCAGAUUCUGGAGAGGGCGCAAGUGGAGAUUGCGAAAAUGCAGGAAGAGGUGGAGGAUGAUGAGGAUUCCGAUGCUUCUGAAGAGAAUGUUAGUGAGUGAUGUUGGUGUUGAAAUUUCUGAGCUGAUGGUGGCAUCGGGACCUGCUGCAAGGGUUUUGGAAAAAGAAGCAUUUGCUCUCUGCUCAAGCAAGGGGUAGCUAUCAGACCAAGGGUAUGUUUGGGGAGGAGAGGGGAGGGGAAAUGUUUGGAAGUUUCCGCUUUUAGGCAAUGCUUUUGUAUCAAGUGUAUCAUACUCUCCUGUAUCAUACUCUCCUGAUUUAUACUCAUGGCUGUUCUCUUAUGUUCUCUCAA
Messenger RNA from Quercus lobata, 1651 nucleotides. Its product is annotated as Alcohol dehydrogenase transcription factor Myb/SANT-like family protein. Lineage: Eukaryota; Viridiplantae; Streptophyta; Magnoliopsida; Fagales; Fagaceae. Bases 324 to 1400 code for a protein of 358 amino acids. The record is from RefSeq and is a predicted model, not a curated record. The transcript is spliced from 2 exons. Gene Ontology annotation, cellular component: nucleus. Gene Ontology annotation, molecular function: transcription cis-regulatory region binding.